Pipra filicauda (Wire-tailed manakin) is the source of this 7723-nucleotide messenger RNA. RefSeq names its product SERTA domain containing 4 (gene SERTAD4). The record is from RefSeq and is a predicted model, not a curated record. Gene Ontology annotation, cellular component: nucleus. Lineage: Eukaryota; Metazoa; Chordata; Aves; Passeriformes; Pipridae. The coding region runs from base 95 to 1132 and encodes 345 amino acids. The transcript is spliced from 4 exons.
UCGCACCCCCUCCGGUGCCGAACGCGCCGUGCCAGCACCGCCGGGAGGAAAUGGGAAGCCAGUGAGCGGAUCCGUGCCGGUGCCGGCGCCCGCGAUGACCCUGGUGCUGCCCAUGCAGCGGCUGGGCCGCCCCAUCGCCGCCGAGGGAGCCGCCGACCUCGCCGCCUACCGCGCCCUCUGGGAGCCGCCCUGCUGCGGCCGCCCCGGCCCCGCCGCCCCCCCGGCCCCGGCCCCGGCGGCCCCCGGGCCCCCAGCCGCAGGAUCACAUUACAGGGGAAUUUCAAAUCCUGUAACAACAUCCAAGAUCACAUACUUUAAAAGGAAAUAUGUGGAAGAAGAGGAUUUUCAUCCACCACUCAGCAGCUGUACACAUAAAACAAUCUCCGUGUUUGAGGAGCGGGCCCAUAUUCUUUACAUGUCUUUGGAAAAGCUGAAAUUCAUUGACGAUCCUGAAGUCUACCUGCGGAGAUCCGUCCUCAUCAACAAUCUAAUGAAGAGAAUUCAUGGAGAGAUCAUCAUGCAGAACAAUUGGUGCUUCUCCGCCUGCUCCUUCAGUGGCACCUCACCACAAGAGUGGUUUGUGCCUCAGGACUGUCCGUACAGAAAACGUCUUCGGAUGGCAAAGGAGGAGUAUGAGAAGCUCCACAUGUGCUGCUUCUAUCAAGAAUGUGGCAGUCACUAUUUAAAUCUACCCUACUCUGUUAAUGCUGGUACAGAAAAUACUUCCUCCUCUUCCUCCUCCUCCUCUUCCUCCUCUUCCCCCCCCAUUUCUUUGCCAAGCUGUUCCCAGCAGGUGGAUUAUGACGUUGGCAGUGCACCUUCUUACAGAAGUGAUGACCAGAUACCUGCUAAUGAAAUAUUCAUCACUACUGGCAGGUCUCACAGUAAUCAGGAAAAAGCAAAAUUUAAUGAUGAGAAAGGAGGUAAUGAACCUGAGCAAGGGAGCGUUGCUCUAAACUGUGAACCUGUAAGAGGCACCCAUGCUGUCGAAUGUAGAGGCAAAUUUUAUGACUAUUUUGAGACUGGAUGUAAUGACAAGAGCAACGUAAGUGAAUCUUGGAAAAAAUCCUUAAGGAAAAAGGAAUCUUUACCAAGUAAUAAAAUGUGCUGCAACAAAGGAAGCAAAAUAUGAGGCAUCUUUCUUGCUCUGUUGAAGCAUGCACAGCACGUUCUUUCUCUAUCAAAUUUUUAUUUUGAAUGGAUUUUUUAUAGUUUUCUACAAAUGGUACAAUCAUGCCACAAACAUGGCAUGUAGUUCUAAAUGACUGGAGAGCAGAUUGCGUAAAGACACUCUGUGAUCUGCAUCAGCGGGCUAUUUAUAAAUAUGGUGACUUCAUAAAGGAGGCAGUUGCGUUACUGCUGAGACUGGUGUAGCUAUGGUGUAGCUUUCAUUACUGAAAAUGCCAAUCAGCCAGAUGGGGAAAACAUAUCGUUUUAUAUAUCCCCGCCCCCAAGAAGUCUGCCAUUAAUUAAGAAGAACCUCCAUUAUGUUUACCAAGGAAUUAGAAGUCUGGUAAACAAAUUGAUGCUACCAGCAAGGAUGAUGUGCUCCUUGUAACUCGGUGUUCCUUCUGACAAAGGACUGUCUUCAUGGACUAGGAUUAGACCAUCCUUAUGUUUUGUACUGAUACUCUUGAACUCCUGGAUUCAGCGUCUUGUUCAACUGACAAAAUAGGACAUAGCAUAAAGAAAUAACCUGUUUAUGGGAUCUUAAUAAGAAUGAGACAUGCAGCUCAAGUACUUGCGUGUUUUCACCUCGGCUGUAAUAACUAAUGAGGCUUGUUAUACAGGGCAGAUUUUUUUUUGGUGCCUUACGUUUUGUCUUAAUUUUUGCCAGCGUGAAAAUUAAGUAUGAAUCAGUGAUACAGCAGGGAUUUAACCUAAACAGAGAUUAAAAAAAAAACCCACAGGGUGGAUCAAUAUUAUUAGAAACCUUUAACCUUUGAAGUACUGAGUUCAACUUCCUAUUCAAACAUCUCUGUUCUUCCUUUUUGAUGCUCAAUUGCUUUUUGAUUUGCUAUCCUUAGGAAGGGAUUUGAGAAACAAUAGAGAGAUGUCUCUUGUAAACAAGCAUUCGAUGCUUGAGUGUUUCUAUGGCAACUGUCUGUUGCUGGGCUCUUUUUUUUUUCCUUCUUCGUAUAAUGAAGUUCAUGAACCAGUGGCAUGUUUUAUACUUUAUUCUGUUUUGCAUAAUUUCUCUCUUUUAGAUUGCAAAAGCAUGCGGGAGUUUUCUAUGACUUUUGCUGUUGAUUUAAAAAAAGACAAGAAAAGAAGGCAAGAAGCACAAUGUUAAUUAAUAAUGUGACGUUAAACACGGUUUUAUCUGAAUGAAUGUAAGGGAUUUAAUUUUAAAAAAGAAAAUUUUGGAGAAAUGAGCUGAGAUUUCAGAGGCUGAGUACAACAUUUAUUCAUCCCUAGGUAGAUGGUUUGCAAAAGUGUGCUGUUUAAAAUGCCCAGAAGACAUUAUUCGUGGUUGGACUGAGAGUGAGUCUUAGAUCCACCAAAUUAAUUAGUUCCCACAGUCCCUAUAACAACUGGCAGGAUGCGCUCAGCAAAAUAGCCACAUCCAAGCCACAGCUGACUCAUAAAUAGCUGGCUGUUCCCGUAGCAUCGUGCACUGAAGCAACAUGCUCUCUUGCUUCUUGUCCAAAGGGUGGAAACCACCUCUGUGCUGGGGGAACAGCCAGCUCAGCACAGGGCAUGAGGAUCGCUGGGGGGACACUGCCCUGAGCUCCCCCAGGCUUGGCACUGGAGUCAGCCAGGUCUCUGUUUCUGAGACCUCCUGCUCUGGGUUUCAUGGGUUCAGCCUGAAUCCUUUGGAGCCACGGUUAUUUUGGGUAGCGUGUGCACCCCCCAGCCACAUUUGCAAACUGGAUGGUCUUUUGUCAGAAGGACCAGUGGUCACUGGAAAAAAGCCCCCCCGCUGCACCUGAAGUGACCACAAAAGAGAGCAGGAUGUCAAUCAGUGAUAACCUUUAUGAAGUCAGGUGAGUUUAAACUGAUAAGUUUGUAAGGGUUAUCAUUGUGAAGAGUAACAAAUAAAGGAAGUACAAGUCCCACCUGAUUUCUCCAAGACAGAAGCUUUUUUAUUAAUAAUAAUAAUAUUAAAUAUAGAUCUCAUUCAUACAGUGUAUGAGUAGGAUCAUAAUUUAGACAUUUGUCCACAAGGACCAAUUUUUUAAAAAAACUGAUUUUUCUUGUGUUAUACCCAGAUAGUUUAGUAAUGUCUGCUCUUUUCCAAUAUUUGAUAAACGCUUGAUGUUUUAAGCUUAAAUAUUAGAUGCUUGUAUACUAAUGUGUUGUUGUAGUAAAGUGAAAUUUCCUUGAUAUAUAUUUAUUAAAAUGACCAAAAUUCAUUUUAAUUUUACAUCUCCAAUGGCUACUGGAUCCUUUCCCCCGUGUUCCCCUCCCUCACCAAAGAAAAUGCCAUUUAAUCAAACUGCUCACUGCUGAAGAGGUUACAUGGCAGUUGACUGUGCCCCUCAAGCUGGGCCCAUGAGGGAGCUCAGCCUUCUUGGGGUUUCAGGAGCCUUUAGGACAGUCUGAAGGUGCACUGAGAAGCAACAGAUUCUCUGCAGACUUGCACGUUCAGCCAAGGAAAACACCCGGCUAAAUGCUGCCCAAACCACAAAUCACCUAACACUUUUGGGGGGGCUGAAAGCUUUCUGACCCUAAGGGGCUCCUUGGUCUUCAAGAACAAGCCUGCACACAUAACCUGUCGCAGAGGCUUCUCAGUUGAAUUUGCACAAGCUACAGUGAUGGAUCAGCAGAACUCUGUCUACUCUGGCCUCUCUAAUGGCUUCUUUAGUUCCAGGGACAUGUAGAAAUUAACCUGUCACAGCUCUGGACAGUCUUAUUGUCAUAAGGGUCUGUAAGGGAUGAAAUGUCAUCUGAUGAAGGUUGGCCUGUGGAUAAGUGGUCUUUGUCUGGACCCUACCUCACAAAAUAAUAGCAAAUACUGAUGGUAUAUGUGUUGGACUCAGGAGUCCAGUGAGUUGCCUUGUUUGCCUCAGAGGAGACAUAGGUAUUUCAUGUUAGAAAAGGGAGUUGGGAAGACCCUUGUCCAAUUGCCAGAAAUGCAAUAGACCUUGAUAGGAUUUCCAGCCUGGGCUAGGCUGAAUGGAUUUCCUGGUUUAAAUUUGGGUUGGUUUAUGACAUGUGAAGACUGUAAAACUGAUAGGCCUUUUCCCCACUGCACACUCCAGUACUAAGGACAUUUUGCUAGUAUCACAAAUUUUCAAGAAAUAGGUCUUUUACAAGAUUACACUAGUGUCUUUCAUCUGAAUGUCCCACACAUAGCUGCUAAAUGAAUGUUCCUGAACUUGAUCCUGGCCUACCUGCCACGAAGAACUGGACAGAAAGCUUCUUUUUAGGGAGAUUGCUUUACUCUCUAUCAUGACACUCUGGUUCUAGAGUGUAAGACUAUAAAGUGUUUGCCUUUCAGCACAUGGCAAACAGCAACAGAAAAAGAUGUUUCUGUUGUCACAUCUAUAUUACUGUUGCUAGGAACAGAAGUGUUAUCUUCAGAAGCCAGGUAAUACAUUUCUCUUGAAAACGCACAGUUCAUUUGAGUUGAAAAAACUGUGUUCCUUUUUCAAAGCACGUGGCAUAAUAUCAUUGUGCUUCAUACGUACUCACUGUUUUUGGUAAAAUUUUACUAUUUUUACUGUAUUAGCUAAUCUGUUGAAACAGCUUAACAUGGUUACUUAAGCAUCCCCAGCGCUCAGACAGCCUCAGCUGGCACCGAUGUGCAGUGCCAGCAUAGCAGCUGGUUCCAGAGAGAAAACAGACACAGGCUGAGCCGCAGAAAUGAAGUGCUUCUUUCAGUCCUGAAGGUGUUACACCCCAAAGCAAAAUUGUGGUAGAGACGUUUUUCACAUUUCGUCUUUCUGUGCACUCUCCAUCCUCCUUUUGCAUCCCUCAUCUACCAUCUGUCCUUUCACUGUUGACCAUGACACACUGCCAGGGUGGUUUGGUGGAUGUCACCUCCUUUUGGGUUUGUGCAGGAGUAGCAGGGAGUUGGUUCAGAGCCACCGCAUGAGCUAAAAUUUAAACAAACUAACCAGGGUGCAGUGUAUCUCAGCUGCUUCAUGGCCCCUCUGGAGGCUCAUGCCAGUUGUGACACCCCCACUACCCAAAUGGCUUUUCCAGCUGCUGUGGUAGUGAUCUGGUGAUUAGAGGGCUGUGGCUGAAGUAGAGAUGUGAAGGUGAUUUCUAGCCUGGAUUUGACUUGUGUCCUUUCAUUGCCUUCUUAAGCUAAAGGUGUAGUAAGAGGUAUAGCAAAUGCAAUUGCUGCUUACUCAUGCCAGGAACCUUGAUAAAAGAAGUUUCUUGAGUUUUAUCACAAAAAAAAAAGCCAGUCAGUCACAUCAGAGAAAGGUUUAAACUGCUGUGGGGUAUAGGAUUUCAUCUGGUGUUUUAUUCAGUGAAUAUAACCCUGGUGCAGAAGCCUCCCAGAGGGACCUGACCUUUUCAUUGUCCAUCCCUUGCUUUGUAACCUCGAAGAAAGGGGCUGCCCUUGCUUUCUGGAGGUCACCAUUUGGGCUUCUCAGUACUGGUAUGAGUUUUUCCACAGCUGCACAAAGCACCCCAGAGGCUUUUCCUGGCAGGGUGUGCAGAGCCUGCUAAACGAUCGUAGCCAGGAAAGCGUUGCAAAGGAUCCUGCUGGAAAUGUUAGGAGAUGCGAAUCUUCCACAAGGCAUCCCAUGUAACAGCCAAGCCGCUCAGUCAUGACUACUUGGAAUACACAGUAAUUUCCUGUGUUUUUUCAAUCUCACUUAAACUUCUCUGACAGAUGGGGAAAGAUGACUAAACCAAGGGAGUUUACAAAAGUUCGUCUUGUGGUGUUUGCAAACUGUCUCUGUGAGGUCCAUUUUCUGUAAUGUAAACACAGCCGUGGCCAGGUGCCGAGUGCCUUCCCAGCAGUUAAUCCUGCUCAGUUUAAGGCUGCUAAUACAAGGUGUGCCCGGCCAGCCAGGUCCACACUGAGGGGCUGAAUAUGAACCAGCCCAGGGCUAAGGAGUGUUAGGGUGAGACCUUCACUCUCUAGGCUCUACACAGAGAGCAUAAAGUGAAGACCAAAUUUACUACUACUGGUCAGAAGCUUUCCAAGAGGUCUUGGGUCAGGUGUAGAAGGUUAGAUUAAACUCCAGGGGAGUAAUCAUGUGAAAGCUGUUGCCUUUGGGGCUGUCGUUGGCUUGUUGUUGCUCUCCCUAGUCUUUAAGUCAGAGCAAGGAACAGAGGGCACCUUGGGGAAAGUGAGGUUUUGGUUUCUUGGCUUCGCAGAAGUGGUGCAGACUGCAAGAUAUGCAAAGCUUUUUCACCAGAUCCAGGUAGGCAAGUGUGUUAACUUCUUUUAAUCUCUGUGCUCAAGUUACCCCUUUGAGGAAUGCAAGAAGUGUGAGGAGAAGCCAUAAAGGGUAGUCUGUGUACACUCAGAAGUAUGCAAGAUGAGCAGAAAAACCCAAACACCAACAGAACCCCCAAAGCAGGGAUGUACUGAAUUUGAAAAGUAACUUAGCUUCCAUGGCUAGUAAUUCUUCUCGAUUAAUACAGCAUCAUUCUCCAGUUUACUGGAGAGAGCAUCUAAUCUGUCAUACUGGGAUUGCAGAAAGGAGAUAAAUGGUCUGUCUGCUCAAGGUCAGUCCAUUUACUGCUACCUCUUGUAGUGGUACUUCCCCUGUGGAAUACCCCACCAGAUGCAUCUUUCUUUAUGGUGGUCUCUGUCUGCUCCUGAAACAACUAAAGGCUCUGGCCAUUGUAGAGGAGGAUGAUGGAGUGGCAACAGUUGGUUGUUGUGUUUCCUCCAUGAGAUACUGGUGUGUACAAGUCUCCAGCAAGCUCAGAGGGACCCCGCAACAUCCCUUCUACCAUCCCCUCACUGCCUUAUAUUCCUAAUACAGCAUUUUUACUUGUGAACUGUGACUGGGGUCAAUGCUCUCUAACAGUUUUCUGGCUACUAUUUCAGAGAAUUUUUGCAGCUGAGUGAUGGGCAAUGGGACCCUUGGCUGGCAUGAGAUAAUGGCGUGCCACUGAUUUUUGGAGAAGUUGGGCCUGGUCCUAUAAGCCAACCACCUACACCUUUGGUUAUUGUUGGUUUAGUCUUUUUCCCUCGCUUCAUUUUCUUAAUCAGAACAAGUUUCAAAUGACAGUCCCUCUCUUCCACCCCAUACUGUGUGGGACUGGCUGCUCUGUAUUUAACCCUUUAGUUAGGAAAAACCUCUGAGAGUGGGAGUUCAGGUUGAGAAGCAGGUUGUUUUCAAUCCAGUUUUAUUCUCUUAUUCCAAAAUAGUUUCUGUCUCUUGGUGUAUGUGUAAAAUCUGUGCUCUAUUCCUUCAUCAACCCUAAAAACCCAUGUAAUUUUUUUUUUCCUGCCCAUCCAUUGCUCUUUCAGGGUGAAAUCCUCUGUACUUUGGUCUAUGAGUAGGCCCCAUGAACCAGCCAUAUGACUGCCAUGGGGCCAUUUAUUCCUUUGAAUAAAGUAAUGUAGUUUUGACUCAAAAUGCAGUUCUCCUUUGUCUUACAAACCAUCAGACAGUGCACAUAAAUCUAGGUGUUGCUAGCCUUUAAGUUUAAUGUAACGCUCUAACUUUCAAUGUUGUUUUCCUCAAACUUAUCUUCUGUGAGUCUCAACAAUUAUGGCCAAAGCUCCCUGUAUUUUCCUCAUUUCUUUUAAUAUUGUAAUUAUUAUUGCCUUAAAAAUAAAGUUUGAGUAAUUUUUAAA